Molecule: messenger RNA, 2182 nt
Organism: Halteromyces radiatus
Lineage: Eukaryota; Fungi; Mucoromycota; Mucoromycetes; Mucorales; Cunninghamellaceae
Product: armadillo-type protein
Exons: 2
Coding region: 47-2143 (698 amino acids)
Source: RefSeq, a predicted model, not a curated record
CUUCUUUUGAACCAACUUUUAUAUAUUGUCUUUUUUUUUUUUUGAGAUGGAUACACAAGAUCAAAAAGCAUCAACCAAGGAUACCAGCAAUGACAACACCAAGGAAGAAGAUAGUAUUGUCCAACAAUUACGCGAACAUCUCACCACAACAUUAGCAGAUCCAUCUGAUACCAAAAGAAUCAAGUCAUUUGUUACUUCACCUGACUUUGUUCAAGUCUUACGGGCGUGUGGGAACCCAACUGAUACCUCUGCUAGUGUACGCGCUGUGUCGUUUAUGAUCCUUACGAAACUCUUCAAUCCUGGGACUGACAAUGAUACCUCAUCUUCUUAUCCUAUCACUUUUAUCAUUGAACAAUGUGCACAGUGCUUUAGUCAUUGUUUAGGCAGUGGGAAAAACGUCGACAAACUUUUAGCUUAUCGUACUUUACAUGCUAUCUUCCAAACAAGUAUUACAGUGGGUGCUGCUAUUUUAUGUCAAGAAGGAGUGGUCGAAGAUAUGAUGGACGUGGUGGAAUUCGAAAUUGAAGAUGUACAGAUGGCGAUUUUGGAAGUACUGGCGAUUGCUUCUGGUGACAAGUCAUGUCGGAAACUGAUUAUCAAAUAUAGUUGUCCAUGGUUGGUCAAGGUGGCUGCUACUAGUCAUGGUAGUAGUAAUGAUGGAAACAAAGUCAAAAAUUGUGGUUAUAGUGAAAGACUCAAAGCAGCAGCUGGAACUACAUUGACUAAACUUCAAGCCCAAACAUCUAUGGAGCCUCAACGACAGAAACAAGAUGGUGGAACUGAAGAUGAUGAUUUGGAUACGUCUUUGGAACAAGCGAUGAAGGGGGUCAAACUUAGUAGUGAUGAUCUUAUGGAAAGUUUGAAAAGUGUAGUAAUCUCUCAAUCAAGUGAUAUGUCAAUAAUGCUUACAGCAGUCGAAGGUCUGGCUUACUCUUCGGUAGAACCUGGUGUCAAGGAAGCUCUUGCUAGUGAUGACACUUUUUUGAAAGCAUUAUCAGCACUUUCUAUCAAUGCAGCAAGUAGGCAUAGCAAUCCAUUACUCUUUGGAAUCGGCACAAUCUUGGCAAAUAUUACUAUGUAUAAACCUAUACUUUCGGAACAACAACGUCAAAUGAAGAAAUUACGGGAUCUGGCGAAUGCAAAAAAAUCAAAAGCGUCAACUGGAGAAGAAGAUGAACGUGAUUCUGACAAGGCUGUAGAUCAACGUGUACACAAAGUAGUGGAUGAAGGAUGUGCUAUGGCUCUGAUGGUAUUAUCAAAGAAUUCAAGUACUAACAUACGUAUGGUGGCAGCUCAGACAUAUUUGAAUCUAGUGACACCUCAAUCAACACGUGGAAAAUUAUUACAACAAGGGAUCGUUAAGGGAUUAUUACCAUUAGCAAUAACAACGAAUAACAAGAACAACAAACAGGAAUUAUAUCAAGUGGUAGCGACUCAGGCAAUAGCAAAAUUGGCCAUUACAACAGAUCCAAGAUUGGCUUUCACAGCAACCCAAAUGCUCGACCUUGUACGACCUCUCCUUAUGUUAUGCAAGGACGACAGUCAAUUAAGACAAUUUGAAGGAUUGAUGGCAUUGACUAAUAUGGCUUCCAUGGAUGAUCAAGUACGGAAUAUGAUUGAAGAUGCGGAUGGUAUGUCAGUAUUUGAAAAUCUUCAACUCUCAUCCAAUGACAUGGUACAACGAGCAGCUACGGAAAUGGUGUGCAAUAUGACCUUUUGUGAACCAGUAUUUGAACGCUACAGUGAUCCAUCAGUACCAGGCUCACAAAAUCGUAUUCGACUGUUGAUGAUAUUAUCAGAUCAUGAAGAUAGUGCUACUCGACGGGCAGCAUCAGGGGCUUUGGCUAUACUUGGAAAUAGUUCUGGUGCAUGUACGAUGAUGACCAAGGUGGAUAAGGGCUAUGAACGCAUAGUACGACUGAUUGAUGAAGAAGAACAAGUAGAGGUACAACACCGAGGAAUCGAAAUCAUCCGCUGUCUAGUGAAUCAUCUUGGAAAAGAAGCUGUGGAAAAAUUGGUCAAGGAACAUGGUGAUAAAAAAUUAGUAGAAAUAGUGAAAAAAUGUCAAGUGAAUGUAAUCCGAGGUGCAGCUAUGGAAGUAUUGAAAUUAUUUGUCCAAAAUGGGGUUGAAUUGAAAGCAUAGAAUAAAAAAUGUGUGCUACGGCAUCGUUGUUUGAAAUUA